AUGCAGCUACGUUCAGGAUCCGGCCUAGGCGGUGAAGUAGAAGGUGAGCCGCAGUCACCAGCCACAACCACCACCGCCACACCCCCCAUCAACGCGGAAGGAGACAAACACUCUGGCUCACAGUGUACCGUCUCACCAGAAGAAGACUCUUUUCCUGUGACAAGUGACGUGAAGGCUGGGGUGGUAGGAGCCAGCAAAAAGAAGAAGAAAAAGAAGGGCCAAAAAUCAAAGAAAAAUAAACGGUCAAAGGCAGUUCCCGAAGUCGACGAGCCUCAGCCAGCUGCUGCUGUCCCCACCAAUCAACAACAUCACAGUUACAACCUUCGACUGAGCGCCAGCAUAGUCGACCUUGACCAAGUCUCCAAGUGGAAGGCUCUUCGACGUGAAAAUACAAACGCACGCGAAGAAUCAGCCUCCAGUUCCCAGACAGAACCAGCUCAGUCAUUCAUCAUGUCUCGCAACCGUCCUCGUGGCCCCCCUACUAACAGGGACAAUGGUAUUGCUGCUAACGAGGAGAUCGAUAUGUGGAACAAGAUCAUCCAAGACAUUCGCAAGGCCAAGGAGAAGAAUGACAAACAGAAGGUCAUCGCUGAACAGAUCUCUGCACUCAAUGAGAAGAUUGCUCGCGAGGGCAACAAACCAACACUUGCCGAUAUCAAUCAGCUCGACGGCUGGUACCGCCAAGUUUUGAAGCUCAGCGAAGAGGAAAAGGCUAUUCUUCUCGAAGAGCCUAGCGAUGUGAUCAAAAAUUUGGGCUUGCUGACUGCUCUCCGCUCCGCAUCGGAAGCAGAGACUUCCAUCAGUCGAGCAACCUCUCUUCCCAAGUCUAGUAAGCAAAGCUUUGCGCGUGAUGGUACUGCCGGCCAUGCAGCCACAGCAUCUAAUUCAGCUCUGUUGCCAGACAAACUCAAUCGAGUCAAGGGAAGCACUCAGCGUAGCUCCAGCGUGUCGAGCUCUGGUCAUGCCAAGGAAGGUCGCGACUCUGUUUCUGUCAAGCUGGAGGAUGUCGCUGAGGGAGCUGCUAAGGGAACCAUUGCAGAACGUAGUGGUCAACUCGUCAUCGGAGCCGAGGUGGUUUACAAACACAACAAGAAACAGGGUGCCGAAGGCGAGGGGAUCCAGUGCAUCAUCAAGAGCAUCUACGGGGAUGGCUACAAGAAGAAAUACGAUGUCCAAGACCCAGAGCCCAACGAGAAUGGUGAAGAAGGAGCCAUUUACAAGACUACAGCCGCAUGGUUGAUCCCCAUUCCUCAGAUUGGCUCUACUUUGCCUUCAUUCCCGGUCGGAAAACAGGUCCUUGCUCGCUACCCCGAUACUACUACUUUCUAUCGUGCCGAAGUCAUGGGUACCAAGAAGGAUGUGUAUCGUCUCAAAUUUGAAGGCGAGGAGGACGACAAGGAGAUGGAGGUGGACCGACGCUUCGUCCUUGACAUUCCUUCCAAGUAG
Messenger RNA from Talaromyces amestolkiae, 1446 nucleotides. RefSeq lists its product as uncharacterized. The transcript has 3 exons. Gene Ontology annotation, cellular component: SAGA complex. The record is from RefSeq and is a predicted model, not a curated record. Bases 1 to 1446 code for a protein of 481 amino acids. NCBI's taxonomy places the organism in Eukaryota, Fungi, Ascomycota, Eurotiomycetes, Eurotiales, Trichocomaceae.